UUACGUAGGCCUCACCACACCCAGAGGAACUGAGCCGAUUUCUGCUCCUCUGAGAGUUUGUGCAAUAAGACUCUGAGAAAGCAGUCACUUCAAGCCUCUCCAUCCUAGAGAGGGCAGAAGGACAAAGGUCUCCUGCUGGCACAAGGUCUGUCCUUUGUUGUGCCUCUGUUGGGCAGUGCCCACGGCCACACUGUUGAACAACAUUUCUUCACCAUUCCAGUGAGGGUGUAUGUAUGCCCGCCCCGCUUCUUGCCUGUUACUCUCCACAGUGUGCCAAGAAUGUCCCUGACUCCUCACCCUGUGCACCUUCUUUGCCAUCUACUGUUGCUACUAAUAGCCUUGGAGAUCGGGGUUGGUGAGUGUCCUGAGAUCACAAGACCAGGCUGAGGACAGGGAGGAGGAGGGAGAAAGGUUGGGGGUAGGUGACUGGGGCUUCAUUCAGGCUUCAGGCAAGUGGGUACCUGCUCUUAAGGAUGAGGUGAGGAAGAGGAUCCCUGGGACGUUACUCCUAGUUUGUGGGAGACCCCAGCCUGAGAUCCCAGGCCAGGCACUGACUCACAGGUGACAGCUCUACAGUGCUACCUCCCACCUUCUACUCCAGGACCCUUUCCUGAACACCCAGGACCCAGGAGGAAUUUGGUAUGUGUCCCAUAAUAAAUGCCUCUUUUUCCUUUUUGUUGAAUGUCCUAUGUGUUCUGCUAGAUUUGAAGUCUCAGGAGGUCACAAACUGGCUUGUCUGCUUUGUACCUCGGAACUUGGUAGAGGUUGCUAAAAGUAUCUGUGACAUGAAUUCUCCUGUUAACGCUGUUAACACUAAGUGGACCCCAGAGGUCCCUGGUACCAUCAAGUAUCUCCCCCCAGAGAGUCAAGGGGAGACGGGAGCAGAGAUCUGGAAGGUUGAAGGAGUCUGGGAUGGAGCUGUCCCCUCUGCCAGCCUGGCCGCGGUCCAGGAAGUCUGGGGUCAGAGAAGCUCAGGUUCUAAUGGGCCUCUUCCCCUGUCCUGGACCUCACCUGCGUUUUUCUUUCACAGGUGCUCACUCUCUUCGCUUUGACUUUGCUAUAAAAUCAUGGUCCAGACCAGGGCAGCCCUGGUGCAAAGCGCAGGUCUUCAUGAAUAAAAAUCUUUUCCUUCAGUACAACAGUGAAAGCAACAUGGUCAAACCUGUGGGCCUCCUGGGGAAGAAGGUAAAUGCCACCAGCACAUUGGGAGAAUUGACCCAAAAGCUGGGAGAAGUGGGGAGAAACCUCAGGAUGCUCCUUCUUGACAUCAAACCACAGAUAAACACCAGUGGUCCUUCCACUCUGCAGGCCGAGAUGUUUUGUCAGCGUGAAGCAGAACAAUGCACUGGUGCGUCCUGGCAGUUUGUCAUUAGUGGAGAGGAAUCCCUCCUCUUUGAUGCGAUGAACAUGACCUGGACAGUAAUUAAUCAUGAAGCCAGCAAGAUCAAGGAGACAUGGAAGAAAGACAGAGGGCUGGAAAAGUAUUUCAGGAAGCUCUCAAUGGGAGACUGCAAUCACUGGCUCGGGGAAUUCUCAGAGCACUGGGAGGUGAUGCCAGAACCAACAGUGUCACCAGUAAACGCAACAAACAUCCCCUGGUCUUCCUCUAGCCAACUAACUCCAGUGAUCAUCCUGGGGGCAUUAGGCAUCGCAGGAAUUUGCAUCUACAUUAAGUGCCAAAACAGAGGAGUGGAAGGUGGUGUCUGGCCUUUGAGGACAUCUUAGUCUGGUAAGGACUCAGGAGAGGUAAGCCAUGGGUCUCACUCAAGACGCCGCUCCCUGAUCUCUCUCCAUAGAAAUGGCACCCUGUCUUAGUCUUGAGCCCCCACACUACACAGCAGGGCUGGCAGCACAAAAGUGCAAUGAGAGGAAGGAUAAAGCAAUCAUCUCCUUCUGAGGAGUGGCAAGGUCUAAGAUCUGGAAUGCCUGCCUAGGGUGUUGUCUCUUCACCAUCCUGCCCAGGGUUUCCCCAGCCCUUUGAUGGAAAUAUUGUUUGCUCUCUGCCUUUAGCCUGAUUCAGCUCAGCAAAGCUCCAUCCCCUUUUCCCAUUUGUGCUAAGACUCGCUGGUGGUGCUUGUGGCUGCAGCAUUUACUCCCAGAGAAUGCACAAGCUGUGGUGUAAGCAAUCCUCUCACCACUCUCUAAAUUUUAAAAUGGGUUAAAGAAGGACAAGAAGGACAAUCUCAAGCACAUGAUUAGCCAUGUACAUUCCAGACUCACAUCGAUUGAGAGAAUGCUGGAAAAGCAUCACCACCAGGGCAGCAACGUCUCCGAGGUUGCCUGUGCUCUGAUGACAUCACACCUUUCGGUCAAGAAGUUUUUAAGAGUUUAUUUUCACAUUGAAAAUCAGUCAGAUUUGCUUCAUCCUCAAAGAGCAUGUUUAUGUAAAAUAAAAUGAAUGCUGAUGGUGAGCUGU
Molecule: messenger RNA, 2416 nt
Organism: Callithrix jacchus (white-tufted-ear marmoset)
Lineage: Eukaryota; Metazoa; Chordata; Mammalia; Primates; Cebidae
Gene: RAET1E
Product: retinoic acid early transcript 1E
Biological process (GO): antigen processing and presentation of endogenous peptide antigen via MHC class Ib; immune response; positive regulation of T cell mediated cytotoxicity
Cellular component (GO): external side of plasma membrane
Source: RefSeq, a predicted model, not a curated record